UAUAUUCAUAAUCUGGGAUGUUUGUGUUGGGGUCUGUCGAGAGCUUGGACGCCGCCAUGUUUUCCCGAACUGCGCUGUCUCAUGGGAAGGACAUCAAGUCUCUUGUUUUGAAAUUCCAAGAUCAAAUGGAGACGAAAGACAAUUCCUUACAACAGGUGGACCUAAGCUGUCACAGUGAGGAUGAAGAUUUUUCAUUCAGGUCACCUAAAAUGGAUUUAGGGACCGCACUGGAUGGGUGCUCCACCGCCCUUGGUCUUUUUCUGAACAACAGGUUUGCUGAUUCUUUGGCCCUCUUAAAACCCUGGAAGAGUCAAAGCAUAUACCACGCAGUCGGCUACAGUAGCAUCUUGGUGAUGCAGGCAGGCAUGACCUUUGACCCAAAGGACAUGGAUGUUGCAAUGACAUCACUGAAAGAAUCCCUGCAGACAUGCCAAAGUUUUCGGAAGAAAACUGGAAUAGUGGAGACUUUAACCAGCCUAUUGUAUAGACAACCAGUUGACAACCUGACAGAAGAAGAGAUGCAUGCAGAGCUGUGCUAUGCUGAAGUUCUGCUGCAGAAAGCUGCUCUCACAUUCCUGGAUGAGAGUAUACUCUGCUUCAUCAAAGGAGGAAUGAGAAUCCGAAACAGUUACCAGAUUUACAAGGACUGCCAGGCCUUGGUAAACAUCACAAAAGACAUGGAACAACAUAAGAGCACGUACAUUCAUUUUAGGGGCGGCGUCAACAUGGGUAUUGGAUCAUUUAAUCUGAUGCUGUCACUGCUUCCAUCCAGAGUCCUCAGACUGAUGGAGUGGUUGGGUUUCUCAGGAGACCGGGAAAUGGGUUUGUCGGAGUUGAGAGAGGGAGCAGCAAACAACAACCUGCGCUCUUUCCUCAGCACCGUGACUCUGCUGACAUUUCAUCUCUACAUUACAGUGAUUUUGGGUACUGGUGAAGGAAACCUUACUGAGGCGGAAGCUCUGCUGAAGCCCUACGUUGAAAAGUUCCCUAAUGGAGCCCUUAUUCUUUUUUACACUGCGAGAAUUGCUUUGCUCCAAGGAAACUUCACAUUUGCCCAGGAGAAGUUCCUGGCAUGUAUUGCAGCACAGGAAGAGUGGCGUCAGAUUCACCACCUGUGUUACUGGGAGCUAAUGUGGGCUUACUCCUUCGAACUAAAUUGGAGGAAGGCGUAUCGAUACGCUGACCUGCUCUGCAAAGAGAGCAAGUGGUCGCAGGCCGUCUAUGUAUUCCAGAAAGCAGCCAUCUUGACCAUGCUACCAGAGGAAGAAGUGACUGAACUGGGAGAAAAUGUGGUUGAAUUAUUCAGGCAGGUGGAUGGUCUCAGACUGAGGAUCGCUGGGAAGUCGAUUCCAACGGAGAAGUUUGCGGCGAAGAAGGCGCAGCGAUACCAGUCAUCUAACCCUGUGAAACUAGUCGUCCCUGCUUUGGAAAUGAUGUACGUGUGGAAUGGCUUCACAAUAGUUGGCCAAAGACCCGAGUUGACUGAAAACAUCUUGACCAUCUUGGAGAAAGCAGAUGAGCAGCUCAGAGAUGAUCCGAACCCAUCAGAGUAUCACAUAGAUGACCAGUGUGUUGUCCAGCUGCUGAAGGGCCUGUGUCUACGACAUUUGGGGCGUCUGGUCCAGGCUGAGCUCUGCUUCAAUCAUGUCAUUUCCAGUGAAAAUGAUAUCAAGCAUGACAACUACCUGGUGCCGUUUACCAUGUUGGAGCUGGGCCUGUUGCAUAGACAGAAAGGUGACAUCAACACGGCCAUCACCAUGAUAGAAAAUGUCAAGGUGAACUACAAAGGCUACAGCAUGGAGUCGAGGCUACACUUCCGCAUCCAUGCAGCACUCAACACCAUGGGCUCUUUUUCAGCCAAACUUCCCCCUUCACGUACGCCAGCUUAAAAAACCCAAAGACAGGCAGCUCUACAAAAAGCAUAGCGGUAAACCUGACCUAACCUGACCUCAACCCUGUUUGCUGCUUUAAACUCUGUGACUGUACUUGAAAUCCUCCAGAUGGACCAUCUUGCUGACAGCCCUUUCUUAAUGGUAUACAAUACAUCCAUACUUAAUUCUGAAUUUAAGCAAGAACAGAGAAGUAAACUCUGUCGACUACUUGGUUUGAGUGGCUUGGUAAUUUCCACUGAAUUAAACUAUAGCUUGUCAGAACCAGGGCAACAUAAACCCAGGAAGACGUUAUAAACAGGACAUAAAUUAAAUGCAUUAGUCAAGAAAGAAAAAUUCUUGGUUUCAUUGGACUUAACACCUUUUGCUCUUUUGAAGUCUCAAAUAAUUUAAUAUCCAGUUUGAGACUUCACUUGUUUGCUUUUGUUCAUGAGAUUAAGUUGUUGUAAUAUUUAAAAAGACGUUGAACAUGGCCUGCAGUUCAGUUAUGUUUUACAUGUAACAAUAUUUGCGUCAUCUUCUUUCUGUGCAGAAUGAAUCAGUAUGCUUAAAUGUUAUUUACUUAAUAAAUAAGUUAUCAAAUGAUGUGUUAUUUUUAAUGGUGACACAAAAUGUAAGGUAUGCAUGUUGUUGGUGUAUUUGUAGUACAUUUGAUCACUGAAUUUGAAAUAAACUUUGAUCAAAUACA
This is a messenger RNA of Micropterus salmoides (largemouth bass), 2577 nucleotides long. RefSeq names its product tetratricopeptide repeat protein 39B-like. Gene Ontology annotation, molecular function: protein binding. Lineage: Eukaryota; Metazoa; Chordata; Actinopteri; Centrarchiformes; Centrarchidae. The record is from RefSeq and is a predicted model, not a curated record. The coding region runs from base 18 to 1889 and encodes 623 amino acids. The transcript has 19 exons.